Molecule: messenger RNA, 1366 nt
Organism: Marasmius oreades (fairy-ring Marasmius)
Lineage: Eukaryota; Fungi; Basidiomycota; Agaricomycetes; Agaricales; Marasmiaceae
Exons: 9
Coding region: 19-1293 (424 amino acids)
Biological process (GO): intracellular protein transport; clathrin-dependent endocytosis
Cellular component (GO): AP-2 adaptor complex; cytoplasmic vesicle
Molecular function (GO): clathrin-cargo adaptor activity
Source: RefSeq, a predicted model, not a curated record
UCUUGACUACCAUUACAGAUGAUUUCGGCCUUCUUCAUUUUUAACCAAAAAGGCGAGGUCUUGAUAUCUCGACUCUACCGCACAGACUUCAAACGUUCAAUCGCCGAUGUGUUCCGGAUACAAGUCGUUUCGAACAGCGAUGUGAGGUCGCCGAUUAUCACUUUGGGAUCGACUAGCUUUUUCCAUGUUCGGAUCAACAAUCUGUAUGUUGUAGCGGUGACGAAGAACAACGCGAAUGCAGCUCUUGUAUUCGAGUUUUGCUACCGAUUCAUUAAUAUCUGCAAGUCGUACUUUGGGAAGAUUGACGAAGAGUCGAUAAAAAACAAUUUUGUAUUGAUUUAUGAGCUCAUUGAUGAGAUUAACGACUUUGGAUAUCCUCAAAACAGUGAAAUAGAUACCCUCAAGACAUACAUCACCACAGAAAGUGUCGUUUCCUCCGCGAGUGUAGAAGACUCUUCCAAGAUUACAGCACAGGCGACAGGUGCAACGAACUGGCGGAGAGGCGAUGUUAAAUACAAGAAGAACGAGGCGUUCGUGGAUGUCGUGGAAGUGGUCAACCUCAGUAUGAGUGCAAAAGGCACUGUCCUUCGUGCGGAUGUCGAUGGUCACAUCCAGAUGCGCGCUUACCUUUCUGGAACACCGGAGUGCAAGUUUGGUCUGAACGACAAACUGGUAAUCGAUCGCAACGACAAGGGCACCGUGAGCGAUGCUGUCGAGCUGGAUGACUGCCAAUUUCACCAGUGUGUGCGUCUGAACGAUUUUGAUGCGGAUAGGAGUAUUAGUUUCAUUCCGCCCGAUGGCGAGUUUGAAUUGAUGAGAUAUAGGGCAACGUCGAAUGUCAAGCUCCCUCUCAGAAUCAUGCCUACAGUUACGGAGAUCGGUACUUCGAAGGUUUCCUACGACGUAACGGUCAAGACAAACUUCCAUAACAAGCUUUCGGCCACCGGAAUCGUCUUGAAGAUACCCACGCCAUUGAACACGACGAAUGUAGAAUGCCAAGUUGCGAAUGGCAAAGCCAAAUAUGUUCCAGGGGAAAAUGUGGUGGUGUGGAAGAUAGCCCGCCUUCAGGGCGGUCAAGAAUGCACCUUCUCAGCCACGGCUCACCUGACGUCUACAACGACUCGUCAAGUAUGGGCACGACCUCCAAUAGAUGUUGACUUCCAGGUUCUGAUGUUCACGGCAUCGGGAUUGAUUGUUCGCUUCUUGAAAGUCUUUGAGAAGAGCAACUACCACAGUAUAAAAUGGGUUCGAUAUCUAACGAAAGCGAGUGGAUCUUAUCAAGUUCGGUUCUGAGGAUGAGUGCUAGCUACUAUAUGUAUUAUUGUAGUGUAGAUACUUGUGAUAAUUGGAUCAUUUUUGACCAGUA